This is a messenger RNA of Fusarium vanettenii 77-13-4, 1623 nucleotides long. RefSeq lists its product as uncharacterized. The record is from RefSeq and is a predicted model, not a curated record. The coding region runs from base 1 to 1623 and encodes 540 amino acids. Gene Ontology annotation, molecular function: transmembrane transporter activity. The transcript has 9 exons. Gene Ontology annotation, biological process: transmembrane transport. NCBI's taxonomy places the organism in Eukaryota, Fungi, Ascomycota, Sordariomycetes, Hypocreales, Nectriaceae.
AUGCAGGACCAGAUAGAGGCAAUCCCCGGAACGGUCCACCUUGUGGACUCACAGGGGAACAUGAAUUCGCAGCACGCGCGUGGAGCGGAAAGGGAUAUUGUCCUUGUGCCAGCGCCAUCGGCCCACCCUGACGAUCCUCUCAACUGGUCCCCCCGGCGCAAAUAUCUCUCUGCUUUCUGCAUGGCGGCCUAUGUCUUUCUGAUCGGCAUUAGCUCUUCGGCCUUGUAUUCCACGCUGGGCCCCCUGUCAAAAGCGACGGGUCUCACUUACAAUGACCUCAACUCUGGAACCGGUUACAUGUUCUUGUUCUACGGAUGGGGAUGCAUUAUCUGGCAGGCCCUAGCUAUCCAGUAUGGAAAAAAGCCAGUGUACCUUUUGAGCACAGCCGGCACGUUGGCUGUAAUGGUCUGGCAGCCCUACGUCCGCUCCAACGGAGAGUGGGUCGCAACCAAGAUCUUGCAGGGGAUAUUUGGUGCACCCAUUGAGUCUCUCGCUGAGAUCACAGUUUCGGAUGUGUUCUUUACGCAUGAAAGAGGCAAGUUCAUCGCACUCUACGCCCUCGCGCUUGGAUGGAGCAAUGGAGUUGCGCCUUUGAUAAUGGGAUUUAUCAAUGACGGCCAAGGCUACAAGUGGGUUUUUUAUUGGUGUGCCAUCUUUUGCGCCAUCUUAUUCCUCAUCAUCUUCUUCUUCAUGGAGGAGACAAAAUUCGACCGCGCCAAGUACAUGGCCACUCAUCACAUCGAAGGCCAACCCCUACCAAGCGCCAACCGUGUCCAGCCGGAGCUCGAUAGUAAGGAUGACACAGAUGACAAGAAGGAUAGCAAUCAAGAGCCGCAGUACCAGAAGAAGCCCCGACUGGCCAGGCUGAAGCCUAUCGAGCGAGAGAACCUGCGUGGUAAGAAUCAACUUGUCAAGCUAAUCAUUCGCCCCAUCCUUCUCCUCUUGUUCCCCAUCAUUUCCUACGCCGGUUUCAUCUAUGGUAGCAACAUCAUCUGGCUGUCGGUUUUGAACGCAACAGAAUCCAUGGUCUUGUCCAAUGAGCCGUACAACAUGUCAACUUCCACAGUUGGACUGACCUUUAUCGCCCCCUUGGUUGGCACCACUCUCGCAUGUGUGUAUACCGGCAUCUUCGGAGAUCGCUUCAUUGUGAAGAUGGCCCGCCGCAACAAUGGAUACAUGGAGGCCGAGCAUCGGCUCUGGCUCUUCCUCCCUUCGCUUGUACUCAUUCCGUUUGGCUGCAUCUUAUUCGGUGUCGGAGCACACUUUGAAGUGCACUGGUUCGGCAUCGUCUUUGCCAUGGGAGUCAUCUCAUUUACCACGACGGCUGGAUCCCAAAUCUCGAUCGCAUACUGCAUCGAUUGCUAUCGCGACCUUGCAAGUGAGGCUUUGGCCACGGCCAUUAUCAUCCGAAACACGAUGGCAUUUGGUAUUGGAUAUGCCGUGACCCCUUGGGUUGUCAAUCUCGGUUACCAAAACGCCUUCAUUCUUGGGGCUUUCGCAGGGCUUGCGCACAACUUGACCAUUUUCCCCGUCAUGAAAUGGGGACGCGCCCUGAGAGAGCGAAGUGCCGAGAAGUACUGGAAGACGGUCAAGGAAGGAUCCGAUUUGGACCUUAAUCAUUAA